Messenger RNA from Pichia kudriavzevii, 2745 nucleotides. RefSeq lists its product as uncharacterized. The transcript has a single exon. NCBI's taxonomy places the organism in Eukaryota, Fungi, Ascomycota, Pichiomycetes, Pichiales, Pichiaceae. Gene Ontology annotation, molecular function: ATP binding; 3'-5' DNA helicase activity; single-stranded DNA helicase activity. Gene Ontology annotation, cellular component: MCM complex; nucleus. The record is from RefSeq and is a predicted model, not a curated record. Gene Ontology annotation, biological process: double-strand break repair via break-induced replication; mitotic DNA replication initiation. Bases 1 to 2745 code for a protein of 914 amino acids.
AUGUCUGACAGAAGAAGCCCACGGAAAAGAUUACAUAGACAUGACGACAGAUCUGACGAUAGUUCCGAUGAGGAAAUCACAGAGAAUUACCAAACCAGAAAUACAGCACCUCAGAGACAUUUGGGCUCAUCGCCACCUGCUUCUGAUCUCCCUGACAUAGCGUCUUCUCCCAAUAUGGAGCCAUUUCCUGAGGAUUUGGAAGGAGAUGGAUUCAAUGUCAGGGACGAAGUUGAUGAUGAUCUACGUGAAUUGGAUGAUAACGAUGAGGAUGAGGAUGAAAUUGCCAAUGAACAACUGGAGACAGAUGAAGAAUUAGAGGAAGCAACUGGUCGAGACCUUAUUGGUGACGACAUGUUGGAUGACUACAAAGAAAGACCCGAGGAAGAUCGUUAUGACGAUCUAAACAUUGAUGACGAUGCGGUUGAUGAAAUGGAUUUGGGACAAAGGAGACAGGUAGAUCAACUUUUGAACUUGAGAGACGAUUUUUCAAGAAAUAACUUGGAUUUGGAUGAUGAUGAAAGUAUGGAUGGUCAGCAAUCCGAAGAUGAGUUUGGAUUGCCAACCCAAAGAACUAGAAGGAGAUUUGAAGAAGAUCUUAAUGACGAGGAACUAGGUGCAAAUGAAAUUACAUAUGCUCAGUUGAUUGAUAUCAAGGCGCCUUCUGUUCUUGAGUGGAUCUGUCAACCACAGGUCACGAGAACUAUUGCUAGGGAAUUCAAAUCCUUUCUUUUGGAGUUUGUUGAUAAAAAUGGUAGGUCUGUUUAUGGGCCAAAAAUCAGAGAAAUGGGUGAAAGUAAUAGUGAAUCUUUAGAAGUUUCUUUCUUUCACUUACUAACAUCUAAGGCUAUUUUGGUGGACUUUUUAAGGCAAUGCCCAGAAGAGAUGUUGAAAAUUUUCGACGUUGUCGCAAUGGAAGCAACUGAAAUCCAUUAUCCUGACUAUACCAGAAUUCAUUCAGAAAUCCAUGUUCGAAUUAUAGACUUCCCAGACUUGUUGAACUUAAGAGACUUAAGACAAUCACAUUUGAAUAACCUAGUUAAAAUCAGAGGUGUUGUUACUAGAAGAACUGGAAUCUUUCCACAGCUAAAAUACAUCAAAUUCGAUUGUCCUCGUUGUAAAACCGUUCUCGGACCUUUCUUUCAGGAUUCUAACCAGGAAAUCAAAAUACGAUUCUGCUCUAAUUGUGAAUAUCGGGGCAAAAUGCCAAUCAACUCUGAACAAACUGUCUACAGGAACUACCAGAGAAUUACUGUCCAGGAAUCACCUGGAUCCAUGCCUGCCGGCCGUUUGCCAAGACACAAAGAGGCUAUUCUAUUAUGGGACUUGGUAGAUAUUGCCAAACCUGGUGAAGAAAUUGAGUUGGUUGGUAUUUAUAAAAACUCUUAUGAUGGUGUUUUAAAUGCAAAGAAUGGAUUUCCUGUGUUUGCAACUGUUAUUGAAGCAAAUAAUAUAAAACGUCGGGAAGGAGGUUCUAUAUCAAGUGAUGAUGACUCGUCUCCGUACCAAAUAUCUUUGGAAGAUGAAAAAAUGUUCAAAAGUAUGUCCAACCAACCAGACAUUAUUGAUAAAAUCAUUUCCUCAAUGGCACCUUCUAUCUAUGGGCAUAAGUACAUCAAAACUGCAAUUGCCUGUGCUUUGUUUGGUGGUGUUCCGAAGGACGUCAAUGGUAAGCAUUCUAUAAGAGGAGAUAUCAAUGUUUUACUUUUAGGUGAUCCCGGAACUGCAAAAUCUCAAAUUUUGAAGUAUGUGGAGAAAACCGCAUAUAGAGCUGUAUUUUCGACAGGACAAGGUGCCUCUGCUGUUGGUUUGACUGCGUCUGUUCGAAAAGAUCCCGUAACAAAAGAGUGGACCUUAGAAGGUGGUGCAUUGGUGUUAGCUGACAAAGGCGUUUGUAUGAUUGAUGAAUUCGAUAAGAUGAACGAUCAAGAUCGUACCUCAAUCCAUGAGGCAAUGGAACAACAGUCGAUUUCUAUUUCAAAAGCUGGUAUUGUUACAACUUUACAAGCACGAUGUUCCGUUAUUGCAGCUGCCAACCCUAUUGGUGGUAGGUACAAUAGUACCGUCGAUUUACAAAGAAAUGUUAAUUUGACUGAACCUAUUUUAUCCAGAUUCGAUAUUAUCUGUGUUGUCAGGGAUUUGUGCAAUCCUGAAAAUGACGAAAGGUUAGCGACUUUCGUUGUUGAUUCCCAUAUGAGAUCAUAUCCUGAAGAGAAUGUUGACCUUGAAAAUGAUGAUGAUGAACCUAACAAUGAGGAAGAUAUAGCCGAUAAUUUGAAUGAUGAAAUAGUCAAGUCGAAGAGAAGGGAUAAGUUGGAAAAGAUUAAAAAGGCAAAGGAAAGUGAAAUUUCACCAAUUCCGCAAGAUAUCUUGACCAAGUACAUUUACUAUGCAAGGACUCGUAUUCAACCUAAGUUGAACCAGAUGGAUAUGGACAAAGUCUCAAGGGUAUACUCGGAUUUAAGAAAAGAAUCAAAUACUACAGGCUCCUUUCCAAUCACCGUUAGGCAUUUGGAAUCUAUUCUUAGAGCUGCCGAGGCAUUUGCUAAAAUGAGGCUGAGUCCCUAUGUUUCCAGUAGUGACUUGGACAGAGCAAUUAAGGUUAUUGUCGAUAGUUUUAUUGGUGCACAAAAGGUCAGUAUCAGAAGACAACUUCAAAGGAGUUUCAUGAAAUACACAUUGCCCCAUCGAUCCCAUAGAAGUGCAAGGAGCACAUCUUUUGCUGCGGGAACUACAGCUGGUGCGUAG